This is a messenger RNA of Diaporthe batatas, 3424 nucleotides long. RefSeq names its product mismatch repair ATPase MSH2. The coding region runs from base 289 to 3060 and encodes 923 amino acids. Gene Ontology annotation, biological process: mismatch repair; mitotic recombination. The transcript has 2 exons. The record is from RefSeq and is a predicted model, not a curated record. Gene Ontology annotation, molecular function: mismatched DNA binding; ATP binding; ATP-dependent DNA damage sensor activity. Lineage: Eukaryota; Fungi; Ascomycota; Sordariomycetes; Diaporthales; Diaporthaceae. Gene Ontology annotation, cellular component: MutSalpha complex; nucleus.
GUCGUGCUCCAGAUACCUAGGUACCUAGGUACCUGGGCACAGCGGAUCUCGCCCCAGGUUCUGAGACCCCUGGACCCCGGCACGCCCCACUUAAACUUAAUGGAGUCGCGUCGCGGUACGCGUUGAGUGCUUGCUACUCUUGGGCGAGGGAGCUUCCAACGAAUGCACCCUCAUCAACUCCAGGUCCUCGUCUCAUGCACUCUUUUUCUGGUGGAACAAGACGUUAUUGACAGCGGCCAGCACCUUGGCUCUCCUCGUCCCGUCUGUUAGGUCUCUGAUACGCUCAACAUGUCUUCCCGACCAGAGUUGAAGGUCGAUGACGAGCACGGCUUCAUCCGGUUUUUCAAGUCCCUUCCCACAGUAAGCGAUGAGACUGUCCGAAUAUUCGACAGGGGCGACUGGUACACCGCGCACGGCGAAGAUGCCAACUUCAUAGCGCGAACCGUCUACAAGACCACCUCCGUGGUCCGCCAGCUGGGAAAGAAUGACCAGACUGGCCUGGCAUCAGUGACGAUGACCGUCACAGUCUUCCGGCAAUUCCUCCGGGAAGCACUGUUCAAGCUGGGCAAGCGUGUGGAAAUCUGGGCAAGUCCUGGCAGCCGCAUGAACUGGAAGAUCGCCAAACAAGCCUCACCAGGAAAUCUGCAGGAUGUGGAGGAGGAUCUGGGAGGCCAAUUCGACGGUGCGCCCAUGAUCAUGGCCGUCAAGUUCUCCGCCAAGGCCAGCGAGGCAAGAAGCGUCGGUGUGUGCUUCGCCGACGCCAGUGUCCGCGAGCUGGGAGUCAGCGAGUUCCUCGACAACGACCUGUACUCCAAUUUCGAGGCUCUCCUGAUCCAGCUCGGAGUGAAGGAGUGCUUGAUACAGUUCGACAAGGGCGACAAGGACAAGGACCCCGAGCUGGCCAAGUUGAAGCAAAUCAUCAACAACUGUGGCAUUGCAAUGUCAGAGCGGUCUGCGGCCGACUUUGGAACCAAGGACAUUGAGCAGGACCUGGCAAGAAUACUAAAAGACGACCGCUCCGCAUCCAUGUUGCCACAGACAGAAUUAAAGCUGGCCAUGGGAUCUGCCGCCGCGCUCAUCAAAUACCUCAAUGUGCUCCAGGACCCCUCCAACUUUGGACAAUACCAGCUUUAUCAGCACGACCUGUCGCAGUUCAUGAAGUUAGAUGCUGCUGCCCUAAAGGCACUGAACCUGAUGCCCGGGGCGCGAGACGGCGCCAAGACGAUGAGCCUGUAUGGGCUCUUGAACCACUGCAAAACGCCAGUGGGCAGCCGGCUUCUGUCCCAAUGGCUCAAGCAGCCUCUCAUGAGCAAGGAUGAGAUCGAGAAGCGCCAGCAGCUCGUCGAGGCCUUCGUCAGCGACACUGAGCUUCGCCAGACAAUGCAGGAGGAGCACCUCAGGUCUGUACCUGACCUGUACCGACUGGCAAAGAAGCUGCAGCGGAACAAGGCCAACCUCGAAGAUGUCGUGAGAGCAUAUCAGGUGGUAAUUCGCCUGCCGGGGUUAAUUGGCACGUUCGAAGGAGUGAUGGAUGAGGCGUAUCGCGACCCCCUGGACGCCGCCUACACCACCAAACUGCGUGAGCUGUCCGAUAGUCUCGUCAAGCUCCAGGAGAUGGUGGAGACAACGGUGGACCUUGAUGCGAUGGAUCAGCAUGAAUUCAAGAUCAAGCCCGAGUUCGACGACAACCUCCGUGUCAUAAGCAAGAAGCUGGAGCUUCUGCGACGUGACAUGAACAAGGAAUUCGUGGACGCGGCGAACGACCUCGGCCAAGAGCAGGACAAGAAGAUCUUCCUCGAGAGCCACAAAGUCCACGGAUGGUGCCUGCGGCUGACCCGGGCUGAGGCGGGAUGCAUCCGCAACAGAAAAGAGUACAAGGAGUGCUCAACACAGAAGAACGGCGUCUACUUCACCACCAACAACCUUCUGAGCAUCCGUCGCGAGUUCGACCAGUUAUCGCAGAACUACAACCGGACCCAGAGCGGCCUGGUCAACGAGGUUGUCAGCGUCGCGGCGUCAUACUGCCCGGUCCUCGAGAGACUUGCGGGCGUCCUCGCACAUUUGGACGUCAUUGUCUCCUUUGCCCACUGCUCUGUGCACGCUCCCAUCUCGUAUGUACGGCCCACGGUCCACGAGCGCGGGCAGGGUCAGACGAUCCUCAAGGAGGCCCGCCAUCCGUGCAUGGAGAUGCAGGACGAUGUGCAGUUCAUCACCAACGACGUGGAGCUUACACGGGACAAGUCAUCGUUCUUGAUCAUCACGGGACCAAACAUGGGCGGCAAGUCCACAUACAUCCGCCAGAUCGGCGUGAUUGCCCUGAUGGCACAAGUGGGCUGCUUCGUGCCGUGCAGCGAGGCGGAGCUGACGCUCUUCGACUCCAUCCUCGCACGCGUGGGCGCGAGCGACUCCCAGCUAAAGGGCGUCUCGACCUUCAUGGCCGAGAUGCUGGAGACGGCAAACAUCCUCAAGUCGGCGACGGCCGAGUCCCUGAUCAUCAUUGACGAGCUGGGCCGUGGCACCUCGACCUACGACGGGUUCGGGCUGGCAUGGGCGAUAUCCGAACACAUUGUCAAGGAGAUUGGCUGCUUCGCCUUGUUCGCAACGCACUUCCACGAGCUCACGGCGCUCGCGGAGCAGUACCCCCAGGUCACGAACCUGCACGUCACAGCGCACAUCAGUGGCACGGGCGCAGACAAGGACAGCAAGAGGGAGGUUACGCUGCUGUACAAGGUCGAGCCGGGCAUCUGCGACCAGAGCUUCGGUAUCCACGUGGCGGAGCUGGUGCGCUUCCCGGACAAGGUGGUCCGCAUGGCAAAGCGCAAGGCGGACGAGCUAGAGGAUUUCACGACCAAGCAUGAGGAGGGCACCGUGGGCAAGUACAGCAAGCAGGACGUGGAGGAGGGCAGCGCGUUGCUGAAGGAAGUGCUUGUGCGCUGGAGGGAGCAGGUCCAAGGCGGGGAGAUGAGCAAGGACGAGAUGGUGGCCAAGCUGAGAGAGCUGGUCAAGGCCGAUGCAAGGCUGACCAGCAACCCGUUUUUCGAGAGCGUCCAGGCCUUGUGAGGCCGAUCCACCUGGCAGAUGAGAUGCUGGAGUGCUGUAUUCUGAUGGGACAUGGAUGGAAAGACGUCAUGUCUGGUCCUGGCGUUUGGAGGCUUGUGGGGAAUUAUCUCAUCCCCUGUACGGGGGAGGAGCUUCGCAAUGGGAACAUCAAUCUGCCUGUACUCCGCAGCGCCCGGAACAGCAAGUGUGAAAUAACCAACACGUUGUGUUGGGAUGAGAUUCCGCAGGGCUCCGCGCUUCCGUGGUGUAAUUUGGAGGGGCGCGGAGCGAGUCAGUGGAAAGAGGCGGGCUGGCGGGUAGGUUUGGACUCGAAACAACGUCUUGACAACUAGAGUGCACCAUCAUGCGCUUCUUCUUCUUUCAA